Hydatigera taeniaeformis is the source of this 681-nucleotide messenger RNA. The record is from the annotation of a GenBank genome assembly. Lineage: Eukaryota; Metazoa; Platyhelminthes; Cestoda; Cyclophyllidea; Taeniidae.
AUGUGCGUGAGUGAGUUUGUGACCCUGAAGAAGGUGGUAACGCGAGAAGAUCCUGUUGCAGAGGUGACGAUAUGCCACGAACAGGCAGUGCUACCGGCCUUACUGCGUCGGUUGCAUCUCCUCACCAACGUUCGCACUACUUACCACACGAGCAAGAAGAGUUGCUAUUCCGGUGGCAAAACUGGCUACGGUUGUCACAGUGGCGUCUGCAACUACACCUGCUCCAAGUCGCAGUGUCGUGGCUUCAACAACUCCGUCUUUUCGCACAAGGGAAUUAAGGAGAAGUGGGGCAGUGGAGCCCUCGGUAAGCAGGGCUGCUACGGUGGCAACUGCGGGUACUGGAGUGGAUGCAAAGAUGGAAAGUGCAAUGGCUUCUACGACUUUACACAGUGUCAAGGUGGUGAGUGCAUGAGCGGAGCGUUCCACGGUUACGGAUGCCUUCCUGGUGGCAGCUGUCAGGUCAUCUGCCUCAAUGACGUUUGUCACUCCGUCGACAAUUAUGGCCAAAUCUACACCCUACCAAUGGGCAAGGAUGGAGUGGCAGAGUAUGCAAAUACCUUGUCUGGCUACGCCUAUGAUCCCGCAAUGAUGUAUGUUAUGCCAGGUCCCGAUUACCCUGUGCCCCAACCUCCAAGUGCGCUUCCUUCGGUGCACACCAUGGAUUCGGAGGUUCUCAAACAC